CUACUUUUUCCUUCACUCAAGACGACGACCUCGCGAUACAUAUACCAACACGUAAGACGCUGUACUCGGCUCCCUUUAAACAACCUAAUACCCACUACCAACCCAACACCGACAUAAACAUGGCUGACACCGGUCUUCCUCCUGGCUGGGAGGUCCGACACUCCAACUCCAAGAACCUCCCCUACUACUUCAACUCGGCCGAGAAGCUGUCGCGAUGGGAACCCCCCUCCGGCACCGACACCGAAAAGCUCAAGCACUACAUGGCCACCAACCACAGCGCUGGUUCGCGUCCCGGUGCCGUUCCCGGUGUCCCCGAGGGCAAGAUCCGAGCUGCCCAUCUUCUCGUCAAGCAUCGCGACAGCCGACGACCCAGCAGCUGGAGAGAGGCAGAGAUCACUCGCACCAAGGAAGAGGCUUUCGAGAUCAUCAAGGAGCACGAGCAAAAGAUCAAAUCGGGAAGCGUCAGCCUUGGCGAGCUUGCUCUCACCGAGUCCGACUGCUCAUCUGCUCGCAAGCGAGGAGAUUUGGGAUACUUUGGCAGAGGUGAUAUGCAGAAGGAGUUUGAAGAUGCCUCCUUUGGUCUUUCGCCAGGCCAGAUGAGCGAGAUUGUCGAGACAGCCAGUGGUCUGCACUUGAUUGAGCGUUUGGAAUAAUUGGAAAAAAGUAUAUAAAUUAUCAAACGUUGUAAAUUGACAAAGCAGAGCGCAUCGUUAACGCCCCUCGCCCGUUGUCCGUCGAAGACAUGGACGCCUUUUUAAACCCGUGACGCAUACCAUGAACUCAUCUAGUGAGAUUACGCAUUAUCAAGUCUU
Molecule: messenger RNA, 812 nt
Organism: Fusarium graminearum PH-1
Lineage: Eukaryota; Fungi; Ascomycota; Sordariomycetes; Hypocreales; Nectriaceae
Product: peptidyl-prolyl cis-trans isomerase ssp-1
Exons: 4
Coding region: 120-653 (177 amino acids)
Cellular component (GO): cytosol; nucleus
Molecular function (GO): peptidyl-prolyl cis-trans isomerase activity; protein binding
Source: RefSeq, a predicted model, not a curated record